Molecule: messenger RNA, 5349 nt
Organism: Carassius auratus (goldfish)
Lineage: Eukaryota; Metazoa; Chordata; Actinopteri; Cypriniformes; Cyprinidae
Product: plasma membrane calcium-transporting ATPase 3-like
Exons: 22
Coding region: 917-4744 (1275 amino acids)
Biological process (GO): regulation of cytosolic calcium ion concentration; calcium ion transmembrane transport
Cellular component (GO): plasma membrane; intracellular membrane-bounded organelle
Molecular function (GO): ATP hydrolysis activity; ATP binding; PDZ domain binding
Source: RefSeq, a predicted model, not a curated record
AAUGGAGAGAGAGGGAGGGAAGCGAGAGACCUGGAGCUCGAGGGUUGUUCAUUCGCCCCUCCCCCAUGUCGCAUCCUCCAGCGCUCGGAUGCUGCUGCUGCUGCUGCCAUCCCAUCACCGAGAGAUGCGCGUCAAACAGGCAUCAUCGGCAUGUAGACCCACAUCUCUCCUUCACAUAUCACUCUAUCAAUCAGCGCCAAAAAUAACAGCAACGAUGUGACCAAAACGACCCUCCUUUACGUCCCCUACAGCACAACACGCCGUUUUUAACCGAAUAAUUAAUGCGGACAUGGUACAAUCUGAUCUGCAUCAUUCAGGUUUUCUUCCGCAUAAGAUGAAGCGCUCACCACCGUCUGCUGCCUCCUGCACCCUUCACUUGAUUUUUAUUCUUCACCGUUGUGCAUCAUCUGUAUUUGGAAUAGCGUAAAGGUCAAAUGAUGUUACUUUGAUUUUUGUGAUCUCAAUGAUGGGCACGAUUUGAGGCUUAAUCACUGGAUAUCAUCCCGUUUUUCCUGUCUUUUUUUCCGACUCAACGUCAAAUGUCCUUGGAACAUGGCCUGCCCGGUUUCUUACGGAUGUGAUGUCACUAGAUCCUCUUUAUUGUUUAAUAAUCAGUAACACUUGCUUUGGUCUUCAUAGAGAUGGAUUGGCACAAUGGCUACCACUUUAUUUGCUGACUUUUUCUUUAUGGGGGGAUAUUUUAGGGGAACCCCAGCUACCAUACCAUAGAAUAGAAAACCCCAAAUAAUCUCACAAUUCAUGUCUCAGUAUGGAGAACUAUAUAGAGAACAUCUUAGAAAUAGGUGAGGAGGAAUAUAAAUAGGACAAAAUAGAUCACACAUUGUCCCAGGUACUCAUCUUUUAGCUCAUAGCAUCUGCUAAAAAGCUUCCAGUCGUCCAUAACCAACACACCAUCAUGGGAGAACUGGGCAAUAGCACAAUAGACUUCCACCCUAAGAAGCCGGGGAUGGACAAAGGAGGUCAUGAGGGAGAUUUCGGGGUGACCGUUGAGGAGUUAUGCUCACUGAUGGAGCUCAGGGGACCUGAGGCCCUGCAGAAGAUCCAGGAGAACUACACAGACACAGAAACCCUCUGUCAUAGACUCAAGACUUCACCUGCAGAUGGACUAUCGGACAAUCCUGCGGACUUGGAGAAACGUCGGCAAGUGUUUGGAAUGAACUUCAUCCCUCCUAAGAAGCCCAAGACCUUCCUUCAGCUCGUGUGGGAGGCUCUACAGGAUGUCACCCUCAUAAUCCUGGAAAUAGCGGCCAUUAUUUCCCUCGGGCUGUCCUUUUACCAGCCGCCAGGAGGAGAAAUUGAAGCGUGUGGUAAUGUGAGUUCAGGUGCGGAGGACGAGGGAGAGGCAGAGGCGGGCUGGAUCGAGGGUGCAGCUAUCCUGCUCUCGGUGAUGUGUGUGGUGCUGGUGACAGCGUUUAAUGACUGGAGCAAAGAGAAGCAGUUCCGUGGCCUGCAGAGCCGUAUCGAGCAGGAGCAACGCUUCGCUGUGGUGCGGAACGGCACGGUCAUUCAGAUCCCCGUGGCUGAGAUGGUGGUGGGGGAUAUUGCCCAGAUCAAAUAUGGCGACCUCCUGCCUGCGGAUGGUGUUCUCAUCCAAGGGAACGACCUUAAGAUCGAUGAAAGCUCCCUCACUGGAGAGUCUGAUCACGUACGCAAAUCCAUCGACAAGGAUCCCAUGCUGCUGUCAGGCACUCAUGUAAUGGAGGGCUCUGGGAAAAUGUUGGUGACCGCUGUUGGUGUCAACUCUCAAACGGGCAUCAUCUUCACCCUCCUGGGGGCUGGAGAGGUGGAGGAAGAGAAGAAAGACUGCAAGAAAGGGAAACAAGACGGCACCCUGGAGAACAAUCAAAAUAAAGCUAAGAAACAGGAUGAGGCUGUUGCCAUGGAGAUGCAGCCUCUGAAGAGUGCAGAAGGUGGGGAAGUGGAGGAAAAAGAAAAGAAAAAAGCUAGUGUGACCAAGAAGGAGAAAUCAGUUCUUCAGGGCAAACUCACCAAGCUGGCAGUGCAAAUCGGGAAAGCAGGUCUGGUGAUGUCCGCCAUUACUGUGAUUAUCCUGAUGCUGUACUUCGUGAUCGAAACGUUUGUCAUACAGGGACGGGUCUGGUUGACAGAAUGCACACCUAUUUAUGUGCAGUACUUUGUCAAAUUCUUCAUCAUCGGAGUGACAGUUCUGGUGGUGGCUGUGCCAGAGGGUUUGCCACUGGCUGUCACUAUAUCAUUGGCCUACUCCGUAAAGAAAAUGAUGAAGGACAAUAACCUGGUGCGUCAUUUGGAUGCAUGUGAGACUAUGGGCAAUGCCACUGCUAUUUGCUCAGAUAAAACGGGGACCCUCACCACUAACCGGAUGACAGUAGUGCAGAUUUAUGUAGCGGACCAGCACUUCCGCGACCUCCCAAGACCAGACCAGAUUAGCCCAAAGACAUUGGAGCUCAUCACCAGUGCUAUUGCUGUGAAUUGCGCCUACACCUCCAAAAUAAUGGCUGCAGAUAAGGAAGGUGGGCUGCCCAAACAAGUGGGUAAUAAGACAGAAUGUGCUCUGCUGGGCCUCGUGCUGGGCCUGAAGCAGGACUACCAAGCUGUGAGGGAGCAGAUCCCAGAAGAGAAGCUCUAUAAAGUCUACACCUUUAAUUCUGUCAGAAAAUCCAUGAGCACCGUCAUUCAGAUGCCUGACGGAAGCUUCCGCUUAUACAGCAAAGGAGCCUCUGAGAUCCUGCUCAGAAAGUGCUCUUUCAUCUUGGGGCGUGAUGAUGAGACUCGUGCUUUUAAGCCACGGGACAAAGAAGAAAUUGUGAAGAAAGUAAUUGAACCGAUGGCAUGCGAUGGCCUUCGUACGAUAUGCAUCGCUUACCGGGAGCUCCCAGCUGACCCCAUGCCAGAUUGGGACAAUGAGAUAGACAUUGUCUCCAACCUUACUUGCAUCACCAUGGUCGGCAUUGAAGACCCUGUUCGACCUGAGGUUCCAGAAGCAAUCAGGAAGUGUCAACGAGCAGGCAUCACUGUGCGUAUGGUGACAGGUGACAACAUAAACACUGCACGUGCCAUUGCUGCCAAAUGUGGCAUCAUCCAUCCAGGCGACGACUUCCUGUGUAUUGACGGGAAGGACUUCAACAGGCGAAUCAGAAAUGAGAAAGGAGAGAUUGAGCAAGAGCGCAUUGACAAAGUUUGGCCCAAGCUCAGAGUUCUUGCUCGUUCUUCCCCUACAGACAAACACACACUAGUCAAGGGUAUCAUAGACAGCACCACUCUAGAACAAAGGCAGGUGGUUGCAGUCACCGGUGAUGGCACAAAUGACGGACCUGCUCUGAAGAAAGCUGAUGUGGGAUUUGCAAUGGGCAUUGCUGGUACAGAUGUGGCCAAGGAGGCCUCUGACAUAAUCCUGACAGACGAUAACUUCUCCAGUAUAGUAAAGGCUGUGAUGUGGGGACGGAAUGUGUAUGACAGCAUCUCCAAAUUCUUACAGUUUCAGCUCACAGUGAAUGUGGUGGCUGUCAUAGUAGCCUUCACUGGGGCCUGCAUCACGCAGGAUUCACCCCUUAAGGCCGUGCAGAUGCUGUGGGUCAAUCUGAUCAUGGACACGUUUGCUUCUCUUGCUCUUGCCACCGAGCCGCCCAAUGAAGCGUUGCUUCUGAGGAAACCCUACGGCCGAAACAAUCCCCUUAUAUCCAGAACCAUGAUGAAGAACAUCCUUGGACAUGCAGUGUACCAGCUCAUCAUCAUCUUCACCCUGCUCUUCGUAGGUGAGAAGAUAUUUGACAUAGAUAGUGGACGUAAUGCUCCACUUCACUCUCCUCCCUCCGAGCAUUACACCAUCAUCUUUAACACCUUUGUCCUCAUGCAACUCUUCAAUGAAAUCAAUGCCCGUAAGAUCCAUGGAGAGAGGAACGUGUUCGAUGGAAUCUUCUCAAACCCCAUCUUCUGUUCAAUUGUGCUGGGGACCUUCGCAAUACAGAUUGUGAUUGUGCAGUUUGGUGGGAAACCCUUCAGCUGUUACCCCUUAAAUGCGGAGCAGUGGCUUUGGUGCCUGUUUGUGGGAAUGGGAGAGCUGGUCUGGGGACAGGUGAUAGCAUCAGUGCCAACACAUCAGCUGAAGUGUCUGAAAGAAGCGGGCCAUGGGCCGGCUCCAGACGAGAUGAUGGAUGAGGAUCUAGCUGAGGAUGAGGAUGAGAUUGACUAUGCCGAGAGAGAGCUGAGACGAGGACAGAUCCUGUGGUUCAGAGGACUCAACCGAAUUCAGACUCAGAUGGAGGUAGUGAGUACCUUCAAGAGAAGUGGUUCGUUUCAGGGUGCAGUGAGACGCCGCUCUUCAGUGCUCAGCCAACUCCAUGACAUCCGGGUGGUGAAAGCUUUCCGUAGCUCCCUCUACGACGGCAUCGAGCGGCCCGAGUCACGGAACUCCAUUCACGACUUCCAGGCGGACCCGGAGUUCAUCAUCACAGACUCGGUCCACAGCAUCCCCCUGAUCGACGAGACGGAUGUGGACGAUGAAUCGGAACACUCCAACCAUAACCACGUGCGUGUGGCUCUUCGUCACCCCGGGCCUCACUCUCAGCCCCAGGAGCCCCAGAGGCCUCCGCGAUCCCGCUACCCGCCCCGCCCGCUGAGGCAGCAGAGUCUGCCGGUCACCCUCAACUGCAACAACAACGCUGUCGAGAGCCGCGUCUACCUGGGCUCGAGUGUUUCUCCCUGCCCCGCGAGCCCUCUGCACAGCUUGGAGACGUGCCUCUGAAGGUCAGAGGUCAGCCAGUUGAGACUGCCAGCUAGACGGAGACACGCUUGUUUCUGUACCUUAAUCUUUGUUCCUAUCACUAUCACAGAUUCACUGCUUCAACAUGUUCAGUGGUUCUUUACAGUAUCUUGUGUGACCCAAAGACAAACCUGCUCCGCAUGAAAGUGACCAAUUAUGUUCUCAUACAGUAUGUUGCACUUGAAAAAGUACCCAAAGUGAUGAGAUGGAUCUACGUGUAUGUAGGCGUGGACUCUGUCUAAAGAUUAAAAAAAAAAAAAGUUUCUUUGGGGAUUACUCCUUUUCAAGCCUUUUAGUUAAUAACAUUAUUGUUCAAGUUAUGAUAGUGGUUAUAUUUCUGCUCAAACUACAGCAAUCAAUACUCCAGUAAUUAUACUCCAGUUAUGAUAUUUCAUCGUUUAGCUUUAUAUAACUGUGUAUGUUUGUAUGUAUGGCACAAGUCUGUAUGUAUGUGUAUUUGUUUGUUUGUUUGCUGUUGUUAAAUUCCGUGUCUAUGUUCUCAUUGGUUCCACACGUGCCCCUCUCUCUGUUUUCUGUGUUAGAGUGUGAUGUGUACGUUCAAUUAAAAUAAAAUGAAAUGAAAGAAC